Messenger RNA from Solanum dulcamara, 547 nucleotides. RefSeq lists its product as uncharacterized. Bases 26 to 499 code for a protein of 157 amino acids. The transcript is spliced from 2 exons. Lineage: Eukaryota; Viridiplantae; Streptophyta; Magnoliopsida; Solanales; Solanaceae. The record is from RefSeq and is a predicted model, not a curated record.
ACCAAGAAAAUCAAGAAUUGUAACAAUGGAUUUGAACUUGAAUCUAGAGAGAAAAUCAUCAAUAAGAAAGCUAGGAAGAAGCAAAAGCACACUAUUAACCUCAGAGUUAAUUAAUAUUCCUUGUGGAGAUAUUGAUUAUUAUGAGAGAAUUUCACAGUCUAUGAGACAUGUUGAAAUUAUUGAUGAUGAUGAGGCCAUCCCAAUAAUAAGACAUAAGUGGAAGAAGAAGAAAAAUAAAGCAUGGGUAUUUCUCAUGAAGGUAUUUUCUUUCAAGAAAAUGACUAGUAGUGAUGAAAGUCAUGUUGGUGUUGGGGAAAAGUCUAUGGAAGUGGUGAAUAAGAUGAACAAGAAGGAGAUGCAAUCUUCAUCAUGGGAAAGAGAUGUGGAGAUUACACAAAAGCCAGAUGAAGUGUUGGUCAUGGAAAAGAAGAAAAUAAGGCAGCCUACUUUUCUUCCUAAUCCUUACAGACGAUGGCCUGUUCAAGGAUGGAGAUAUUGAAGAUUAAAUUUGAUUUAAAUCGGUUAUUUGUCGUUUAAAAAUUCUUGU